This is a messenger RNA of Zingiber officinale, 2167 nucleotides long. RefSeq names its product NAD-dependent malic enzyme 62 kDa isoform, mitochondrial-like. Gene Ontology annotation, molecular function: malate dehydrogenase (decarboxylating) (NAD+) activity; NAD binding. The transcript is spliced from 19 exons. The record is from RefSeq and is a predicted model, not a curated record. Gene Ontology annotation, cellular component: mitochondrion. Gene Ontology annotation, biological process: pyruvate metabolic process; malate metabolic process. Bases 77 to 1960 code for a protein of 627 amino acids. NCBI's taxonomy places the organism in Eukaryota, Viridiplantae, Streptophyta, Magnoliopsida, Zingiberales, Zingiberaceae.
UUAAAUAUCUAUCGAAAGAUCACAGCGCUUCCUCGCCGAGCAAUAGUCCACUUUCCUUCGGGAGAUCUCGUCGGUGAUGGCCCUCUUCUCCUCUCUGCAGCGGCUCCUCCGGAAGCCCUCGUCCUCCUCUCAGAUCCUUCAGCGGAUGAAGCUUCUAGCUGCGGGUGAUCCAUCGAGAUCCUUCACCACCUGCGAGGGAUCUCGCCCCGCCAUCGUUCAUAAGCGGAGCCUCGACAUCCUUCACGAUCCCUGGUUCAACAAGGGCACAGCUUUCUCGAUGACUGAGAGGGAUCGCCUGGAUCUUCGCGGGCUUCUUCCUCCAAAUCAUAUGACACCGCAGCAGCAAAUUGAGCGCUUCAUGGUUGAUUUAAAAAGAUUCCAAGUAAAUGCCAGGGAUGGACCAUCAGACACCAAUGCUUUGGCCAAAUGGCGAAUUCUUAAUAGAUUGCAUGACCGAAAUGAAACUAUGUACUACAAAGUUUUAGUUGAAAAUAUCGAAGAGUAUGCACCAAUAGUUUAUACACCCACGGUGGGUCUUGUGUGUCAGAACUAUAGUGGUCUUUUUAGAAGACCCCGUGGUAUGUACUUCAGUGCAGCUGAUCGUGGAGAGAUGAUGUCUAUGGUUUAUAACUGGCCAGCUGAUCAGGUUGAUAUGAUCGUGGUAACUGAUGGCAGUAGAAUUUUAGGCCUUGGCGAUCUUGGAGUUCAGGGUAUUGGCAUUGCAAUUGGGAAGUUGGAUUUGUAUGUUGCAGCUGCUGGAAUAAAUCCUCAGCGGGUUCUUCCUGUGAUGAUUGAUGUUGGAACUAAUAAUGAGAAGCUCCUUCGUGACCCACUUUAUUUAGGACUUCAAGAGCAUCGUCUUGAUGGUGAGGAUUACAUUUCAGUCAUUGAUGAAUUUAUGGAAGCUGUCUUCACCCGGUGGCCACAUGUAAUUGUGCAGUUUGAAGACUUCCAAAGCAAGUGGGCAUUCAAAUUAUUGCAGCGUUAUAGGAACAAUUAUAGAAUGUUCAAUGAUGAUGUUCAGGGAACUGCUGGGGUUGCAAUAGCUGGUCUCUUAGGAGCUGUCAGAGCUCAAGGAAGGCCAAUGAUAGACUUCCCCAAGCAAAAGAUUGUUGUUGCUGGUGCUGGAAGCGCUGGAAUUGGAGUUCUCAAUGCUGCUAGGAAAACUAUGGCAAGGCUGUUGGGAAAUACUGAAAGUGCUUUUGAAAGUGCUAGGAGUCAAUUUUGGGUUGUUGAUGCCAUGGGUCUAGUAACAGAAAGCCGUGCAAAUAUUGAUCCUGAAGCUUUACCAUUUGCUAGAAAACUAAAAGAACUAGAGCGUCAAGGUCUUCAUGAAGGCUCCAACUUGGCUGAAGUGGUUAAGAAAGUGAAGCCUGAUGUUCUACUUGGAUUAUCUGCUGUUGGCGGUCUUUUCUCCAAAGAGGUUUUAGAAUCCUUCAAGGAGUCAUCCUCCACUAGACCUGCAAUCUUUGCUAUGUCCAAUCCAACAAAAAAUGCUGAAUGCACUCCGGAAGAAGCCUUUUCAAUAGUCGGUGAUCAUAUUGUUUUUGCUAGUGGAAGCCCGUUCCCUGACGUCAAUCUUGGAAAUGGGAUUGGUCACUGUAACCAAGGAAACAAUAUGUAUCUUUUUCCUGGGAUUGGCCUUGGCACUCUUUUGUCUGGAGCGAGGGUUAUUUCAGAUGGCAUGCUUCAGGCUGCAGCUGAACGUUUGGCUGGAUACAUGAAAGACGAUGAAGUUCUGAACGGAAUAAUAUAUCCUUCCAUAUCCAGCAUAAGGGACAUAACCAAGGAAGUAGCAGCUGCUGUAGUCAGGGAAGCUGUAGCAGAAGAUCUAGCUGAAGGGUACCGUGAAAUGGACCCUCGGGAACUUCAAAAGCUCACACCGGAAGAAACCGUGGCAUACGUAAAGAAGAACAUGUGGGAUCCUGCCUAUCCGACCGUGGUUUACAGAAAAGAAUGAUCCUCGUUGUUUGCACAGAAACUUCUGGUGAUGAAGGUGAAAAAUUAAGAAUCAGAAAAGAUUCCAUAAGAUGUUCUGUAACUGAGCAACUAAUGAGUCUGGAGCUGUGCGAUCAUCAACGGUUUCUAUUCAUAACGAAACAUAAUUAUUUGAAGAAAAUUUAUUUGAAUUUCUCUCACGUAUACGAGAAUUAAUUUGAGUGCCUAA